Polychytrium aggregatum is the source of this 1234-nucleotide messenger RNA. RefSeq lists its product as uncharacterized. The coding region runs from base 95 to 1009 and encodes 304 amino acids. The record is from RefSeq and is a predicted model, not a curated record. The transcript has 2 exons. NCBI's taxonomy places the organism in Eukaryota, Fungi, Chytridiomycota, Chytridiomycetes, Polychytriales.
GCGCACGGCAUUCUGUCCACACCCUCGAAGCCCCUCCAUCGAGCUUCCAACAGCGCCCAGGUCGAGGCAAUCGCGUCCAUUGUCGGUGGGCUCGAUGGCUUCCCUCACCUCGCAGUCGUCGCAAAACUCAGUGUCGUCUCGACUCUCGUCCAUCCCACCGACGGCAAUGUCCAACAUCUCGGUUCUGCUUGGAUAUGGACGCAUCAGCACUUCCACCACUUCCUCCAAGCCGCCGCAGCCCGUGUCGAUCACGCGGCUCUAUAACAUAACGGCCGAAGCGACCGCCCUCAACCUGCUGCUCUCGAGCCGAGUCCCGCUCAUCUACUUCCUGACGUACCUGCUGACAAAGUACUCUGUCGAGCUGCUCUUUUUCGCGAUCGAUGUCCAGCGCUACUGGGAAAACGAUCACGAAGACGUCGAGGCCGUGCUGAUCUACCAGACUUACCUCGACUCCUCGAGCACACUCGAGAUCAACGUCACGGACAAGGCGAAGCGCGUCGUCAAAGAUGGCAUGAAGGAGAUCCUGUCGACGAUGACACCAUCCCUGACCCCGGAUCUCGGCCGGGACGACAAGAACCUGAUCGACCCGCUCAUCUUCCAACAAGCCUACAACGAGGUCUUUGAGCUCCUGACCAAGCACUACACCGCGUUCAUGACGUCGCGGUCCAAGUUCCUGUCGCUCUACAUUUCAAAGUUCGACAAGCUCAUCAGCCGGGUCACCACCCUCGGCGGCAAGUACAAGCUGAUGAACCUCAAGGCCGACCCCGUCACCAAGGCCGCUGUGAAGGUGCUAACUCAAGUGCUCGACAUCACCUUCCCAAAGCCCAGCAUCGAGGAGGAGGAGGAGGAGGACGAGGACGGCGACCCCGCUCGCGACUCGUUCCUUGGUCCAGACCAUCCCCGAGGAUAUGCCUCAGAAGCAGCGCAGUUAUGGGGUAACCACGCGACCCUGAUGCGCAACCAGAUCGAGUUCUGGCUUGAGGAUCGCCUCGCCCUCAAGCUGCGGUAAAACUGCCUUCCCCCCCCCUCAGAUCAGUCGACGUCUGCGGGGCUGCGAAUGUCUCGGACAUGGCCGGUGCCGGCAUGUCGGCGGUCGGUCUGCUCACGCCCCAGUGUGUUUCCCACGUAGAUCAUGCUUGUUCGCGACCACUCUGGUCGUUGGCCUUAGACCUUGCUUCUAUUAUUUGACUCUGCUGGCCACUUGCCCCGCAUGCACAGUUGCUUUGACUUGGCU